Medicago truncatula (barrel medic) is the source of this 2550-nucleotide messenger RNA. RefSeq names its product zinc finger BED domain-containing protein DAYSLEEPER. Bases 246 to 2270 code for a protein of 674 amino acids. Lineage: Eukaryota; Viridiplantae; Streptophyta; Magnoliopsida; Fabales; Fabaceae. Gene Ontology annotation, molecular function: protein dimerization activity; DNA binding. The record is from RefSeq and is a predicted model, not a curated record. The transcript has 2 exons.
UGUUUAAACCCUUGGAGUGUCUUCUCUUUUCUUCUUCUCCUUUGCGGCCGUUUGAACGUCGUUUCUCUUAUUAACUCAACACAACACUACCGCCUCCAUUCUCGAAUCUCUCUCUAGAAUUUCAUAUAAGCUUUACACCGACGAAUUAUUCACUUGUUUUGUGUUGCCUCUCACAUUACGACAUCGUUUUACACUGCCGCCGCUCGCUCUGUUACAUCACUUCUCAAGGAUUACACCUUGCUUUUAUGGAGUUUGAAACUCGUAUUGUUACCCCUAUUAAUAACAAUGAGAAACCUGAUUCAGGAACACAACCAAGUCAGAAGAAAAAGAGGUCCAUCGUGUGGGAAUACUUUACAGUGGAAGCUGUUGAAGCUGGAAAAUCCAGAGCUUAUUGUAAACAUUGCAAUAAAUCGUUUCAUUAUAUAAGUGGUUCAAAAACAGUUGGCACAACUAAUUUGAAAAAGCACAUUUCUUUGGGACUCUGUCAAGGAAUGCAGCAGAAAAGUCAACCAAACUCACAUCCCGAAAAUGGUGGUUUGCAGGAUAAUGCCAUUCGGCCAAAGAAAAGGCAAAGAGAAACACCUGCAUAUGCUGGUAAUGGUAUCUCAUUUGAUCAGGAGCGUUGCAUCAAUGACAUCGCUAAAAUGAUAAUUUUACAUGAUUACCCUCUUGAUAUUGUGAAACACCAGGGCUUCAUUGCUUUUGUACGGACUCUUCAUCCCAUGUUCAAUCCAUCGUGUUUGAAUUCUGUUGAAGGGUGUGUUUCUUCUAUGUAUCUCAGAGAGAAGCAAAAUCUGUUAGAUCUUAUUAAUGGGAUUCCUGGACGGCUCAACCUGACAUUGGACUUGUGGACUUCAAACCAGGAAACAGGGUAUGUUUUUAUUCGAGGACACUUCAUUGAUAGUGAUUGCAACGUACAUCAUCCUAUUCUCAAUGUUGUUAAAGUACCAUUUCCUGAUUCAGGUGAUUCCCUAAACCAAACCAUAAUGACCUGCAUAUCUGAUUGGCAUUUGGAGGGUCGGGUACUUACCCUUGCACUUGAUAAAUCUUUCUCAAGUGAGACUGUGAAGGUAAAUUUACGAGGCAAUCUAUCUGUUAAUAACCCUGUGAUUCUCAGUGGUCAGUUAUUAAACCAGAAUUGCUAUGCCCGUGUUCUCAGCCGCCUUGCAGUAGAUGUGCUACGGGCAAUGAGCAAAACUAUUAGCAAAGUUCGUGAGUGUGUGAAGUUUGUGAAAUAUUCUGAAUCUCAUGAAGAGAAGUUUAUCGAGCUUAAGCAACAAUUACAAGUACCUGGUUUGGUGAACCUUUUGAUUGAUGACCAGUAUAAUUGGGAUACAACAUACCAUAUGCUUGUAGCUGCCUGUGAAUUAAAGGAAGUCUUUGCUUGCUUUGAUGCCACUUGUCCUGAUUUCUCGAUGACUCUAACUAUGGAAGACUGGAAGCAAGUUGAAACUCUCUGCACAUAUUUGAAGUAUAUGUAUGAUGCAGCUCACAUAUUAACUGCCCAACAACUCCCAACAGCCAACUUAUUUUUUCUUGAAGUGUCAAAACUUCAUAUGGAGUUGACUAAUGCAGCCUUCAGCCAGGAUCCUUUUCUUAGCAGUUUGAUUUUUCCUUUGCUCAAAAACUUUGAUCAAUAUUGGAGAGAUAGCUGCCUCAUCUUGGCUGUUGCUGUAGCCAUGGACCCAAGGCAUAAAAUGAAACUUGUGGAAUCCACCUUUACUACAAUAUUUGGAGAAAAUGCUGAGCCAUGGAUAAGAAUUGUUGAGGAUGGUCUUCAUGAACUAUUCAUUGAUUAUAACACCGAAAUGCUUCAUUUCACGGCAACAAAUGGCGAUGAUGUGGAUGAGAUUAUGUUAAACACUGAGCCAUAUGAAGGGCCGGUUGAUGGUUCCCUUUUUGUUGAUGAAGGUGGACUUUCCGACUUUGAGUUUAACAUAUCUGAUUUUACUAGUAUGCAGCAAUUCAAGUCGGAAAUGGAUGAGUAUUUGGAAGAACCUUUGCUGUCCGAAUCUAAAGAAUUUGAUAUUCUUAGUUGGUGGAGGGAAAAUCGAUCAAAGUAUCCAACAUUGUCUAGAGCUGCAUCUGAUAUUUUGUCUAUGUCAAUAUCUACUGUGUCUGCAGAUUCUGUUUUCGACACAGAAGUUAGAAAAAUGGAUGACUACCGGAGUUCGUUAGACUCGCAGACUCUUGAAGCCCUUAUUUGUGCCAAGGAUUGGUUCCAGCAUAACUCUAUAACCAAAAAUGUUUCAAAUACACCGAGAAAAUGAAAUUGUAGACAUAGAUGAUAGAUUCUCAAGUAGCUUUUUGGUAUUGAUUCAAGUUUUGAAACCAUUGUUCAGGUCAAUUAAUUAGUGUGAUAAUUGUCCAUACAUGUUUGAUAGAAUAGAUAUUGAUUCUAUUCAAACUUCAUCUUUUGGCAAACACAGCUCAUGUGUGUAACAACAAACAACAGCUGCGUUCAUAUUUUCAUGGUUUGAAAUGAAAACCAGAAACAUUUCAUAGUUUCAAACAUUCAAGAUAAAACCUAUACUAUUAUAUUUUCUGCUA